Paramecium sonneborni is the source of this 1881-nucleotide messenger RNA. Lineage: Eukaryota; Ciliophora; Oligohymenophorea; Peniculida; Parameciidae. The record is from the annotation of a GenBank genome assembly.
AUGUAACUCACUCAAAAACCAGCUACUAUCUAUUAAGUACGUUAAUCAUCAGUUACACCACCUUAAAAAUAGCAUCUCAAUCCUAACUAUAUGAGUUGUUAAAAAAUGAGAAUGUAAUAUUCCAAUUCUUAUAUUCAAGGAGCAUUAUUGAUUAAUUAUCUCCAAUCAAAGAUUUACCUGUUAAUCAAAGUCAAAGAAGUUCUUUCUAUUAAGUUAGAGGCAAAUCUGGAUCUACUGCCACUUUAAUGCCAAAUAAAACCUAACCUAAUAGAUUAUUAGAUUCUACUAGUUUUAAUACGACCUUGAAUUACACAUAAGAAACUCAUUUCGAUAAAAAAAUUAAUACUGUUCCAAAAGGAAUCAAAAUAAAUAGUUUUGAAAUUUUGAAAGAUUAACUUAGAUUUGCAAUUUGCUAACUAGAAGAUCUUAAAAAAUAGUUUGAUAAAGUUGUUUAGAGUUAAUUCGAUUAACUCAUUUAAGUGAUCAAAUCUUCUGCGUAAUUAUCUAAUUCAUUAGUGGAAGAAAACUUUUAGAUUAAAAAUUAAUUAAAUUCAUUGCAAAGAAAUUCAGAGUAUGAUAAACUCAAAUUAAUAAUGGAACAAUUACAACAAAAAAUCACUGUUUUGGUUAAUGAUAAUUCGAAAUUGAAUCACACAAUUAAUUAUUAGCAAGAAGAAAAUAAAAAACUUUAAUAUUAAAUAUCAGAAUCAGAUAAAAGAUAUUAAGAUUUGUUGUUAUCAUAAAAUAAGCAAUUUAAAGAGAAUAUGAACCCAAACAUCAACCAUAAUUUACACAUUAAUAAUCAUCCGAAUUCCUCUAAUACCAAAAGCAAUUAUACAUAAAGAGAAUUAAGUUAUAAAUUAGAACAAGCAGAAAUCAAAUUACUUACUUUACAAAUAAGCAAUGAUAAUCUCAGAUAAUAAUUACAACAUACCUAGUUAGAUCAUUAAACUUUUUAAUAAUUAAAGGAAACUAUAACUUCCUUGGAAGUCAAAUCAUAAAGCUUUUUGAAUUAGAAAGAUUCUCUCUAACAAGAGAAUGAUCUUCUAAAUCAAAAGAUAUAGAGUCUUGAAAAAUAAUUAAAAGAUUAGACUCAAAAAGUAGAAUAUAUUAUUUACAUUAAUUAAUUAGAAAAUGAUUUAAAAUAAAUAAAACAAGAAUUAAAUAAUAAUCACUAAACUAUAAGUUCUCUCAAUAAUACUAUAGCUUAAUUGAAGGAAUAAAUAAGUAUAUUAAAAAUUUAAAAAGACUAAUCUGAAGUAUAAACUUAUUUAAUAAUAUUAGAAUACUUACAUAUAAUAAGUUCAAUCUUAAUAAAAUGAAUUAUAAUAAGCAAGUUCAAGAUAUCAAAAUUUAUGGCAAGAGAUUUCUGAAAUGAGAGAACGUUUAGAAUAAAGAUAAAUCUAAGAGGAGAGUCAUAAUAUGUUAUCAAAUGCAGAAAAAGAGUUAUUUGAAACUUAAAUAUCUAAUUUAAAUGAUAAAAUAAAAGACUAUGAAUAAAUUCUACUACACUAUGAAUCUAAAUCAAGGUAGUUAAUGAGUAUUAAAUUAGAUAAUUAGAGUAGUAGGUGAGCUAAAAUUAAUUAGAGAUGGAUAAUUAUAAAAGGUAAUUAGAUCAUAUGAAUAAUUUUAAUAAUAACUCUUUGGAAAUACAGGAGUUGCAAUGGAAAAUAAAUCAGCUAAGUAUUUAUUUUAAUUUAGUAUGUAGAUUAAAUAAUUUAGAGAAAGGAUAAGGAUUAUUAAGUAAAAACAGAUGAGUUACAAUAAAUAAAAUAAGCAUUUGAGUAAUAAAUAAAGAAAAACUAGAAUUUGGAAAUGAGAAUCUUACAUAUUAUGGAAUAAGAAGUAAAAACAAACACCAAUUUGAUAAGAAAAUCUUGA